This is a messenger RNA of Physeter macrocephalus (sperm whale), 2058 nucleotides long. RefSeq names its product membrane metalloendopeptidase like 1 (gene MMEL1). The transcript is spliced from 18 exons. The record is from RefSeq and is a predicted model, not a curated record. Gene Ontology annotation, molecular function: metalloendopeptidase activity. NCBI's taxonomy places the organism in Eukaryota, Metazoa, Chordata, Mammalia, Artiodactyla, Physeteridae. Gene Ontology annotation, cellular component: plasma membrane. Gene Ontology annotation, biological process: protein processing.
AUGCGAAAGGCCGAGAGCCCGGCGGGGCCGCUGGGGAUCGCAGGCGGAGCAGGGCGGAAGCACCGAGGCUUCCUGCAGGGAGGGCUGCCGCUGCUGCUCCUGGUGACGGGCGCCCUGGUCGCCCUGGUCGCCCUGGGCCUCCUCUACGCCGACGGAAGAGGGAAGCAGCUGCCACCCUUGACUAGCCGGCUUUGCUUCUCAAAGGAAGAGAAGACCACUGUAAAACGAACACCCCGAGACAUCCAAAAGCCCAAGGGCACAGGCGAAACCUGCGCCACCCCUGGCUGCGUGAUGGCAGCCGCCAGGAUCCUCCAGAACACGGACCCGUCCGAGGAGCCCCGUGACGACUUCUACCAGUACGCGUGCGGGGGCUGGCGGCGGCGGCACGUGAUCCCCGAGACCAACUCGCGAUACGGCAUCUUCGACAUCCUCCGGGAUGAGCUGGAGAUCAUUCUCAAGGGGGUGCUGGAGAAUUCUAGCACCAAGGAUCGGCCAGCUGUACAGAAGGCCAAGGUGCUGUACCGCUCCUGCAUGAACGAGAGUGAGAUAGAAAAGCGAGACUCGCAGCCCCUGCUGGACAUCCUGGAGGUGGUAGGAGGCUGGCCAGUGGCCACGGACAAGUGGAACCAGAGCAUAGGCCGCCGGUGGGAGCUGGAGCGGCAGCUGGCCGUGAUGAGCGCGCAGUUCAACCGGCGGGUCCUCAUCGACCUCUUCAUCUGGAGCGACGACCAGAACUCCAGCCAGCACAUCAUCUACAUAGACCAGCCAACCCUGGGCAUGCCGUCCCGAGAGCACUACUUCAACGAGGGCAGCGACCAGAAGGUACGGGAAGCCUACCUGCAGUUCAUGGUGUCGGUGGCCACGAUGCUUCGGGCGGACACGAACCUCCCCAAGAAUAACGACCUGGUGCGGGAGGACAUGGCCCGGGUGCUGGAGCUGGAGACGCGGCUGGCCAGCGCCGCGGCCCCCCCGGAAGAGCGGCGCGACGUCACCGCCCUGUACCACAGGAUGGGCCUGGAGCAGCUCCAGAGCAAGCUCGGUCUGAAGGGAUUUAACUGGACUCUCUUCAUACAAUCCGUGCUAUCCUCUGUCAAAAUCGAGCUGCUGCCAGAUGAAGAAGUGGUGGUCUAUGGCAUCCCCUACCUCCAGAAUCUUGAAGACAUCAUCGAUGUCUACUCAUCCAGGACCAUGCAGAACUACCUGGUCUGGCGCCUGGUGCUGGACCGCAUCAGCAGCCUGAGCCGGAGAUUCAAGGAUGCAAGUGCAAACUACCGUUAGGCGCUGUACGGCACGACGGCAGAGGAGGUGCGCUGGCGGGAGUGCGUCAGCUACGUCAACAGUAACAUGGAGAGCGCCGUGGGCUCACUCUACGUCAAGGAGGCCUUCCCCGGGGACAGCAAGAACGUGGUCGGAGAGCUCGUCAACAAGCUGCGGGCAGUGUUCGUGGAGAGCCUGGACGAGCUGAGCUGGAUGGAUGAGUCAUCCAAGAAGAAGGCCCGGGAGAAGGCUGGCCGGGAGGGGCCAGGUCCCAGGCUUGGCCUCCAGACGAGUCAGCGGGCUGCGGGCGGGCCCCAGAGCCCCCAGGAAGGAGACACGGACCUCCCACCUCUGGGAGCGCCCACCUUCACUCUGGUUGGGCGGCUUGAGGGCAAAGAGGAUGCCCUCGUGAAGGUUCCCACCUCCCCAAGUGGACGAAGGGGCGCUGUGACGUGGCCGGCUCUGGAGGAGGCCGUAGUCCUCGAGAAGUUGGCCGGCCCGGAAGUGCGAGGCCAUCGAGAUCCCUCGGUCUGGAGAGCCCUGCGAAGUCUGGGGGGUGGCGCUAGACAGCCUGCCUUGGUGGCCAAGGGCGCCCAGCGCCGUGCUUCUGAGCUCUCUGCGAUGCCAGGAACGUCCUGGAUCCGCGCCGCCCGCAAGGGCGGCCACGGCCCCGUGUGGCAGGAGAGCCCACCCCUGCCCCUGCCUGAGCCACCGCAGCUGCUUCUCUGUAACCCCUCGAGUCGCAAGGAAGGGGUGCGGGUGCCCGUGGAGGACCGCUACAUCCUGGAUGCCAGCUACUGA